ACUCUAUUCAAAUUAUAAUCAAAACUUUGAAAGAGUUUUCUCUAACUCAUCUGCUCAAAUAUUAACUGAUACUUGGCCAGAUUUCUUCUCUAUAGACUCAGAUGUUAUCUAAUCAAUGAUGUACCACUUUGCCUUUGGUUCAAUUUUGUCUUUGCCAUGAGGCCACUUGAAUUUGAUCCCAUCUGGCUAAGUUAUAUUUCUUCUUUAAAUGAAGAGAUUCUGAUAAAGAAGCUUCUGAUUAGCCAUGACCCUGAUGCUCGCCUUGUUGAAUCCCACAUGCUGCUUCACACAGUAGAGAAUGUCAUUCGUUUUGGGACACCAUCUCAAGAACUAAUUAUUUCAAAUUUUUUUCAGGUUUCUGAUUUUGAUCCUGGUUCCACAUCAAAUGAUAAGAUAAGCAGCACUGAAGUAGUUGGAUCACAGGAACCACUGGCACACACAACUUGUAACAUUUCACUUCAGAUGCUUUCGAGAUUUUCCGGGGGAAAGGAUCUGCAUGCAAGAUCAAUGAUGUUAUUUGAACUAUUGAGAAAUUAUAGAUGGGGUGACAAAGUGGUAUUAGUACUUACAGCUUUUGCAAAAUGCUAUGGUGAAUUAUGGCUGUUAAGGCAACUAUACUCUUCUAACCCCUUAGCAAAAUCAGUAGCAAUUUUGAAGGGAUUGUCAAAUGAUAUAAGCAAAUUUAAACAUCAGCUUAAGACCUUAAACUUGCUUGCCAAGGCCAUGAUUGAUGUUGCCAAGUGCAUCAUCAAGUUUGAAGGCCUGCCACUGGAAAAUGUAAAGCUGGAUGAUGAGAUGGUGGCUGCUACCAAGUCUCAAAUUUAUAUGGCUGCUUACUGGGUUAUUAGAAGUGCCUUAACAUGCUCAUCUCAAAUCACCGAUCUCAGAGCCCUGAAGCCAGAGUCCUUAAAUUCAACAAUUGCAGCAUGGGAGCUCUCUAGUUUGGUUUACAGAUUAAGCAGUAGGUACAGUCUCCUGAGAAGGCAGGUAGAGGCAUGUCACCAACAAAUAGAGAAAAAGAUUUACCAGAAGCUGCAGAACCUUUUCAAGGAGACCCAUGUUGACAACCAAGGGGUGCUUCACAUGUUACUUGCUCUCAAUGAUGAUUUGCCAUUUAGAGAUUGCUCCAAACUCAUGGGUGUAUCUGAGCUGAAAAACAAGAUUGUCAUACUUUUGAUUUCAAAGCCAGAGCUGCUUCCAUCAGAAGAAUUGUUCUUUCUGGUCCAACAGACUUAUGAUCAUCCUUAUCACCUCAUGAUAAAGGGAAACUAUGAAAUCAUAUGGGUUCCCAUAUCAUCUCACGGACUCACAUGGACCGAUGCUGAACAGAUAAGUUUCAGUUUCUUGUCCAACUCUUUGCCAUGGUACUCACUGCGGAAACCCCACCUGCUUAACUCAUCGGUGGUGAACUUUAUACAAACGGAAUUCAGCUACAAAGGCAAGCCCAUCAUGGUAGUCUUGGAUUCGCAAGGCAAAAUGACUAAUUCCAAUGCACUGGAUAUGACAUUCAUAUGGGGUGCCAGGGCAUAUCCUUUUUCAGUUUCAAGAGAAAAUGAGCUUUGGGAAGGAGAGAACUGGUCAUUGCAACUUUUGAUAGAUGACAUUGACCCACUUCUUGCUAAAUUGAUAAAAGAAGGGAGAAAUGUUUGCAUAUAUGGAAGCAAGGACCUCGAAUGGAUUGGUGAAUUCAAUGGUAAAAUGAAGGAAAUUCAAAAUGCUGGGAUGCAACUUGAAAUGGUUUACACUGGAAAGAAGAACCCAGAUGAAGAAAUAAGAAGCAUUUUACUCACCGCCAACAGAAAUAUGCAUAGAAACUUGCUUUCUUUCAGAAAGUUGCACUUGUUUUGGAUUCGACUGGAGAGCAUGAGGAGAUCACGACUGAGACCAGCAGAGAAAGCAAAUACAGAUCAUAUUCUAGAACAAGUUUCAGAAAUGCUGGAUUUUGAUGACAGCCAAAAGGGUUGGGCGCUGAUUGGAAAAGGGUCAUCCACAGACAUCAUAAAGCUUUCAGGAAACAAGCUCAGGGAAUUCUUGAACAAGUUUCCUGAUUGGGGAGAACAUGUAAGAUUGAUGGGAGCUUCUAGAACUGCAAUUGAAACACCUCUUCAUGCCGAGCCUUGCGGUCACACUAGUGUUAUUCCCUACACCGAAGAAUCCAUGGAAGAAAGUGUGGCGUGUGAGAAAUGUAAACACCCCUUGAAGAAGUUUAUUGUAUAUCAAUGAAGUUGAAGGCUAGUAGACUAAAAAACAUCUCUGCAGAAAA
Molecule: messenger RNA, 2263 nt
Organism: Carica papaya (papaya)
Lineage: Eukaryota; Viridiplantae; Streptophyta; Magnoliopsida; Brassicales; Caricaceae
Product: sieve element occlusion protein
Biological process (GO): phloem development
Source: RefSeq, a predicted model, not a curated record